UUCGGGGUUCUUGAGGGAAAAACAGUUGCAUAAUUCCCCGGCGGCGAGCAGAGAUCCAUCCACCAGUAGAGUAGCUGCACAUACAUAUAGUUGCUAAAUUGCAACAUAUAUUGCCGAAUUGAAAGAAAAGUUAUCUGUGCAGGCGAUGGCUCUCAAAUUUUUAAACAAGAAAGGCUGGCACACGGGGAGUCUCCGGAAUAUUGAGAACGUAUGGAAGGCGGAACAGAAACAUGAAGCGGAGCAGAAAAAGUUGGAGGAGCUGCGCAAGCAGAUCCAGGAGGAGAGGGAGCGAUCUGAGUUCCGCCUCCUCCAAGAACAAGCUGGUCUCGUCACCAAGCAAGAGAGGUUGGAAUUUCUGUACGACUCCGGAUUAGCUGUUGGGAAGGGCAAUUCUUCAGGAGGAUUUAAGGCUCUUGAAUCCUCCUCUCUGAAGACUGAUUCUGGGACUGCUCCCUCCUCUGCUACCUCCUCUUCUACCAAGCAAUCAUCUGUUCCUGGAGCCCUAUUUGAGGAAAAACCACAAUCAGCCAAUGAUGCAUGGAGGAAACUCCAUUCAGAUCCUUUGCUUUUGAUCCGUCAGCGGGAGCAAGAAGCCCUUGCUCGUGUUAAAAAUAACCCUAUUCAGAUGGCUAUGAUCCGCAAAUCAGUUGAAGCUACAAAGAAUAAGAAAAAGACUCAUGACGAGGAUGAUGAUAAGGCACACAAAAGGAAGCAUCAUCACAAGAAGAAGCAUGAGAAGCAAUCAUCAUCUGGGCACCAUUCUGGCUCAGAAAAUGCUGGUUCAGAAAAGAAAAGAAGAAAGUCUAGUGGCCACAAAGGUUCGCGUAGUAUAUUACCGAGUUCAGAAGAAGAAACUGAUUGGGACAUUGAGAGGAAGAGAAUAUCUAAAAAAUCUACGCACAAAGAACAUGGGCCCGGUUUCUUACUGGAGUCAACAACUAAGAAAAAUGUCAGACAACAAAGAGGAAAAGGGAUUCAGAAUGAUUUUCAGCAUGAAGAAACUUGUUCCGCAGGAUACAUGGACCCUGUUCCCAUGAACCAGGGAAAAAGAGAGCGAAAAAUUCCUCAAAGCAAUGUUGGUGAUUCUUCUGAUACUGUAAGAAGGAAUGAGGCAAUCAACAGGCGUCGAAAUCCUGUUGAACUUUCUGAAGAAGAGAGAGCUGCAAGGUUGCAGGAGAUGCAGAUGGACGCGGAACUCCACGAGGAGCAGAGAUGGAAACGUCUAAAAAAGGCAGAGGAAAAUGAUGCUCGGGAAGCUGUUAGAGCAGGGAUACCCAAGGGUAGUAACUUCCUGGAUGCUGUUCAAAAAAGCGUCUAUGGUACGGACAAGGGUGGAUCAGCAACCAUAGAAGAGAGCGUCCGUCGGCGAACACAUUAUUUGCAGGGCAGAUCAGAAGCCACAGAAAGAAAUGCAUUUCGCCGAUAAGAAGUUUUAGUGCAAGAAAUAUUGGCUUCAUUUAAGAUGCGCUUUUUAUCGGGCUUUUUAAAGAUAAAUGGUUACUGUAACAAGUUUUUUGGAUAGAUGUAUAUAUAUUUGUGCAUGAUGAUAAAAAGAGAUGAUCGGACAAGGUGUUUGGAGUUUUCUAAAAAUGUGAACUUGAAAAACAGUUCAGAGACUUUAGAAUGUGUCAUCUUAUCUCCUAAGAAUAAAAAUUCUGAAGAGAAUUAGCGGCUCA
Molecule: messenger RNA, 1676 nt
Organism: Coffea eugenioides
Lineage: Eukaryota; Viridiplantae; Streptophyta; Magnoliopsida; Gentianales; Rubiaceae
Product: pre-mRNA-splicing factor CWC25 homolog
Exons: 4
Coding region: 146-1426 (426 amino acids)
Biological process (GO): mRNA splicing, via spliceosome
Cellular component (GO): U2-type spliceosomal complex
Source: RefSeq, a predicted model, not a curated record